AUGAGGUCCAAAGCUUUUCCAGUCACCAUUCUAUGUCUCCUAUGUUUUGCAACCUCAAAAACCCUAACUAGUCUCAAGAGAGGCUCCUCUCUUUCUGUGGAGGAUGAUUCAGAUUUCCUAACCUCACCAGACGGAUCCUUCACGUGUGGAUUUCAUGGUGUUGGCACAAAUGCCUACUGGUUCUCAGUCUGGUUCACAGGCUCGAAAGACAGGACCAUUGUUUGGAUGGCCAACAGGGACAAGCCAGUCAAUGGCUUGGGGUCUAGAGUCCAUCUGAGUGGAGAUGGCUCGAUGGUCUUGACUGAUGUAGAUGGAGCCAUCAUCUGGAAGAGCAGCACCAACUCGAGCACUAGUACUGUUGCAGAUAGAGCUGAGCUUUUGGAUUCUGGCAACCUUGUUCUGAAGGACCCUAGUGGUAAAAUUCUGUGGCAAAGCUUUGAUUUUCCUACUGAUACUCUGCUCCCAAACCAACACUUUAGAAAGAGCAAUAAGUUGAUUUCUAAUUUGGGAAGAGGGGAUUUUAGUACGGGCUAUUUUAGUUUCUAUUUUGAUAAUGAUAAUGUUCUGAAGUUGAUGUAUGAUGGUCCUGAUAUUUCAAGCUUGUACUGGCCUGACCUUGAUUAUAGUGUGUUUCAGAAUGGUAGAAAUGCUUACAAUAGUAGUAGAGUUGCUGUGUUAGAUGAACUUGGUAGUUUUUCGUCUAGUGAUGAAUUGCAAUUUAGUGCUUUUGACAUGAGUUUGAGAGUGAAGAGGCGGUUGACGAUGGAUUAUGAUGGAAAUCUAAGACUUUACAGUCUUGAUAGUUCAACAGGUUUGUGGAUAAUCACAUGGCAAGCUAUGGUGGAACUCUGUAAGGUUCAUGGGAUAUGUGGGCAAAAUGGGAUUUGUAUUUAUACACCAGGGCCAAAGUGUUCAUGCCCUCCUGGCUAUGAAGUAGCCGAUGCAAGAAACUUGAAGUUGGGCUGCAAGCCUAAGUUCAAGCGUACAUGCUCGAAGUCCCAAGAAGAGAAAUUUGUGCAGAUUCCGCAAGUAGAUUUUUAUGGAUUUGAUCUCAAUUUUAGUGAACAUGUUUCAUUUGAUGAUUGCAGAGAGCUCUGCUUGGGGGAUUGCCGGUGUGAGGCAUUUAGCUAUAGGCUAAAUGGGGAAGGGAGGUGUUACACAAAAAGUGCUCUCUUCAAUGGCUACAAGUCUCCAGAUUUUGUGGGCAGUAUAUACUUGAGAAUGCCUGCAAGUGUGGAAGUACCAUUACUAGUCAACAAGCUCAAUACCUUGGAUACAUGCAAGAGUACUGAGGCCAGGAAAAUGGAUUCUGCUUCGAUGUAUGAGAAUACUAGUAAAAGGGUAAGAUGGAUAUAUCUGUAUUGGUUUGCUACUGCAGCUGGUGCAGUUGAAAUUCUCUUCAUACUUUCAGGUUGGUGGUUACUUUUCAGAAGACAAGGUGCUAGAGCUCCUAUCGAAGAUGGGUAUCAUGUGAUUUCGAGUCAGUUUAGAAUGUUUCGGUAUGCUGAGCUCAAGAAGGCGACCAAAAAGUUCAAGGAAGAGCUGGGAAGAGGGGCUUCUGGGGCUGUGUUUAAGGGUGUUUUGGAAGAUGAAAGAGUGGUUGCUGUGAAGAAAUUGGUGUGUGAGGAUAGUGAAAAGGAAGAUUCAAUCUGGAGAAAAUUCAUGGAUAGAGGAUAUGUUGGAUCCAAGAUUAAAAGGGCAGUUCAGCAGGAAACAAGCAGAAAAGAUGGUUAA
Fragaria vesca subsp. vesca is the source of this 1734-nucleotide messenger RNA. RefSeq names its product putative receptor protein kinase ZmPK1-like. The transcript has 2 exons. Lineage: Eukaryota; Viridiplantae; Streptophyta; Magnoliopsida; Rosales; Rosaceae. The coding region runs from base 1 to 1734 and encodes 577 amino acids. The record is from RefSeq and is a predicted model, not a curated record. Gene Ontology annotation, biological process: recognition of pollen. Gene Ontology annotation, molecular function: ATP binding.